AACAAUAGCAAAUUAUCAACGGGAGAAGGGCGUUUUGGUAAAUUAAAGUGGUGUUUCGUAUAUAAAUCGCGUUGCUAUUAAGCAUUUGUGGCAGAAAUUUCUAUCGAGAAAACUUCAACCCGAAGCUCAAACAAACAUCUCUUAUCAUGGUUUCUUCGGAUCCCCGAGAGGAAGUCCUUCAAGCAUGGUAUAUGGAUGAUAGCAAGGAAGAUCAACGGCUUCCCCAUCACAAAGAACCCAAGGAGUUCGUCUCAUUGGAUCAACUUGCUGAGCUUGGAGUCCUUAGCUGGAAAUUAGACGCCGAUAACCCUGACACAGACCCAGAGCUGAAGAAGAUCCGUGAAGAACGCGGUUACUCUUACUUGGAUGUUUGUGAGAUCUCCCGAGAAAAGUUGCCAAAUUAUGAUGAAAAGAUCAAGAACUUCUUUGAAGAGCAUCUGCACACUGACGAGGAGAUCCGUUACGCCGUUGCUGGAAGUGGUUACUUUGAUGUAAGGGAUCGCAAUGAGGCUUGGAUUCGUGUAUGGGUGAAGAAAGGGGGAAUGAUCAUUUUACCUGCUGGAAUUUAUCACCGUUUUACAUUGGAUGAGGGCAAUUAUAUUAAGGCUAUGCGAUUUUUUGUUGGUGAACCAGUUUGGACCCCAUACAAUCGCCCACACGACCAUCUCCCUGCAAGAGGGGAAUAUAUCAAGAAUUUUGUGGAGAAGGAUGUUGCCAACCAUACUGUUGACGCCACUGCAUAAUUUGGUUUCUGCUUGAUUGUAGCAUGGGAUAAAAAGGACUAAGGCUUUGAAUACUAAAAUGGUGUUUAAAAAUAAUAAUAAUGGUCUCUCAAACAAAGAGGCCCGUCCUCUUUUGUUUGGUAUUUAAGCUUGGAUGUUGGUUAUAUUUCAUGCUAUCAUGUUUGUUACCUGUGUUGUAUAAUUAAAAAUUGUAUUUACAAGUAUUGUUGUUAUUUUCAGUGUUGGGGACAGAAUAAACAUACAGAAAUUGAAUGUUGGUAUAAUAUAAUGUGUUGUUUUGGUUGCA
Molecule: messenger RNA, 1029 nt
Organism: Vicia villosa (hairy vetch)
Lineage: Eukaryota; Viridiplantae; Streptophyta; Magnoliopsida; Fabales; Fabaceae
Product: acireductone dioxygenase 2-like
Exons: 7
Coding region: 147-743 (198 amino acids)
Molecular function (GO): acireductone dioxygenase [iron(II)-requiring] activity
Source: RefSeq, a predicted model, not a curated record